This is a messenger RNA of Calliphora vicina (urban bluebottle blowfly), 1296 nucleotides long. It is a transcript of the gene IFT52, whose product is annotated as intraflagellar transport 52. Gene Ontology annotation, biological process: cilium assembly; intraciliary transport. Lineage: Eukaryota; Metazoa; Arthropoda; Insecta; Diptera; Calliphoridae. The transcript has 5 exons. The record is from RefSeq and is a predicted model, not a curated record. Gene Ontology annotation, cellular component: centriole; intraciliary transport particle B; cilium. The coding region runs from base 1 to 1296 and encodes 431 amino acids.
AUGUCUUCAAAACCCAUUAUCUGUUUUGAUUGCUCCAAAAAUGAACGUUUUCAAAUUUCCGACAAUUAUAAAAUGUUACACCGUAAAUUGAAAUCUUCAUGGAAUAUAGAACAAAAUGAUUUGGAAUUGAAUUUGGACAAAUUGUCCAAAGUGAAAAUAUUUGUUUUGGCUGGUCCCCAGGAUCACUUUACCGAAGAUGAAUUUCAGGUGUUAAAGAACUUUGUAGAUAAUGGUGGCUCUUUGUGGGUAGUGUUGGGUGAGGGUGGCGAAAAUGAGUUUAACACUAAUGUCAAUUUCUUUUUGGAACAAUACGGCAUUUACAUAAAUAGUGACACUGUUAUACGACCACAUUACUACAAAAACCUACACCCCAAAGAAUGUUGCAUUGGCGGCGGCGUGGUGUGUGAGUCCAUGUGGCGUUACUUGUUAAAACAACCUGUAGACAUGGUGGACUAUGAUUUUAGCGAUGAAAAAUAUAAGCUGCAUUUUCAAUAUCCCUAUGGAGCCACUUUAAAUGUUUCCGAUCCAGCCAAUGUUUUAAUGACUACCGGACCCGUUGUUUAUCCCUUCAAUCGUCCACUAAUGGGUUAUUAUUGUAACGAGAAACAGGGUAAAAUAUUGGCCUUAGGUUCGGGCUAUAUGUUUCAUGAUAAAUAUUUGACCAGUGACAAGACCAAUGAUGCCAUACUGGAGUAUAUUGUGAAAUUGUUGGGAGGCAAUGAAUUGAAAUUUAAUCAUUUGGAUUUUAAUGAUGUGGAGCUCAAUGAUAAUAAAACCUUUACGGAUAUUGGUUUUAUAGCCGAUUUACCGAAGGCCUGUUUAAUUGAUUCGAUUGGUUCGGAAAUUCCCGCUGAUUUUAAGCAAAUGUUUGAUAUGUCUUUAUGUGGUUUAAGCAAUCGUUUGCUGAAGGAUGUCAUUAAUGCCUAUCAACAGUUGAAUGUGAAAUAUGAAACUUUAAAGAUUAUCAAGCCUCAAUUUGAAAUUCCUUUGCCUCCACUGCAAUUGGCGACCUUUCCCCCGGUUUUCAGUGAACCCGCUGCCCCACCUUUGGAACUUUAUGAUCUGGAUGAAGUUUUCAGUCCACCCCGAUCUCAGUUGGCCAAUAUGACGGGCCAAUGUUUGCAAUCACUACAAUCUAAAGAUCCCCAUAAGCCGCCAAAUCUUAAGGAAUUGGAGAAUUAUAUAAAGGAAUGUGCUCGCAUAACAGCCAUCAUUAAUGAUCAACAUGAUAUGCCGGCCCGGGAAAUUUUAAAUAUUGUAGCUCAACAAAUUAUAAGUUAUCGUCCGUAUGAAUAA